GUGACUCAGAUGCUAUAACAUUAGGGAAAAUAACAAUUUUGUUUCCCCAAGCAAAGAGUAACUAAACAUGAAGGCUGUUUUCUUGAUAAUUGUUUUAUUGUUUGUGUUCGUUUUGACACCAGCUAAGCCAGUAAAAGACGACGGAAGUGGCAUUAGCUCCAAGCACGAAGAUAAAUCAGACGUUGACGAUGAGUUGGAAAAUUCUGGUGAUACGGAUGACAACGAAGAAGAAGAUGGCAGUACCACGGAGGAGCCGCGAAUGAGACAAAAAAGAGACCUGGUCAUGGAACUCGAAGAUGAAGAAGUCGUUAAGGAUUCUAGUGGAGAUGACUUGAAACAAGAAGAUGAAGAUGAUAGUGAUAAAAAAGGGGACAAGCCCUUACCAAAAAGCGACCGAAAAAAAGUGGAAUCUGAUUCCGAUGCGAAAGAAUUGCAGAUGCAGAAUACUUUGGGAAUCCAAGGACCUUUCACCAUAACUGCAUUGCAACCCCCUGGGUCGCAGAACCCAUCCCAGAAAGGAAAUAAGGCGGACCCAUUUUCUUUGAAUUUCUUAAGUCCGCCUGGUAAUAUCGAAAUAACGCCACUGGAACCUUCGAUUAACCGCAUGAAAAAAGUCAGGAGAAGAUGUAUGUGUCCAUUCCCUUGUGGACCUGCACACUCAUUUGAGGUGAUCGGAUGCAGUGGACCUUACACCUUGCCGUGCGGUGGCCUCGGUUCUGGCUGGCCUGGUCUGGCGUGUGGAGGCUUGGGUGGAUUCGGUGGCUUUGGUGGCCUAGUUCCACCCUAUGGCUGGGGUGGAUAUGGCGGGUUCGGAGGACAUCCCUUGUACGGAGGAGGAUGUGGAUAUGGUGGAUGUGGAGGAUGUGGUGGUUGUGGUGGCUGUGGUGGAUGCGGUUGCGGAGGGGGCUGCGGAUACCCGCCUAUCAUGAUGUGCUGUUGUAAGAAGAACGGUGAAGAUUCUGUAGCCGAAAAAGAUAAAGCUAAAGAAAAUGACUUCCCAAAGCCGAAAACAAAUAACCGCAAGACUGUGUUUCCAGUACAAAGCCAAAAGCAACCUCAAGCAACUCCGCUGAAGGGAAAUCAGCCACUACCAAAAAUUCAUUAACUUUAAAUAACGGUUUAAGUAUUUGUAAAAAGGAUUUCGAUUUGCCAGAGCGGUCACAGACAAGUAAUUGAACCUACGAAAGUUAAAGACAACUCUUAAUAACUCUAGGCAGGUGACGUUUAUAAACCACAAAGAUGUGUUAAAUAUUUCUUUCACGGCUUAAUAACGAAUUUAACUAGUCCGCUUUGUAACUGUAAAAAUUUUAAGUUUGAUAAAUAAAAAUAAAUCGUAUGAAAAUAGCUGAAGCCACUUUCCUGUUCUGUACAUAAGACGCAACAAAAGAAAUCAGAUUGUAGAUCUCUCACUGAUCGUCGACUUUUUAAUUAAUUUCCCGUGGUUGUGAAGUUAUUUGAGACAAACAUACUUUAAUCGAAUAAUGUCUAUACGCCUCAGUUCUGAGUAAAAAAAAAUGAGGAUGAAAAGCUAGUCAAGGAGUAACGUGUGCUUGCAACAAACGAAAAGAGGCUCAUGGCAUGAUGGAAAUAACAUUCAGUUUAGCCGACAACUGUUCUAACACCUGUGCAUAAAAAUAUCAGUCUUCAAUGUAUUCAGGGUCAUCAUUAUUAGAGAUAAGAUAUUAUUUCUUUUGACAUUGAACUAAACUUGUUAAGCUAGAAUACAAUUAUUCUGCUUUGUAAAACUUGUCGUCAUUUGAAUUGAACAAUUGUAAUUAAGCUCUCUACUGCACUUUACACUGCUAAGUAGAUUUCAGUGAUUUGAUACACAGAGUUAAAACUCCAGUUUGCUCUUUCCCACUCAGGUCACUAACACGCACGCGCAGCGCACGUGCUCCUUCACGAGUCAGACGCAGACGCAGUGUAUAUUAAAGCAAGUAUUAACCUUUUUCUGCACUUACCUUGAAAUCCCAGUUAUACCCUUUUCCGCUCUUACGGGCUCACCCCGGGUCCCCUAGCAAGAAAUAUUCCACUGAUAAACCUCAAGCCCCUUCCUUGUUCCCAUACUCGUUUCUAUAUUCUCUUCCUUACUUUGUCGCAGAUCAUUGUACAACUUCAAUUUGAAAAGUCAUAACACAAACUCUACUCCGAUCUUGACAUACGACAUGCAGCGACAUCCAAUUCCAAGGUUCUUUUUUAGCGAGUUUUUCAAUUUUCCAAUUUUCCUAUCAUAUAUUGGCUAAAACAGUCAAUAAUGUCUUCCAUUUUAGAUAACUCCUCACAUUCAUUCAGUUAGAUUCAAUUCAUUUCUUAUCAACUCAUUCCGAACCUUUUCAUACUGUUUUAACUCCCUUCACCCCAGGUUGUCAGCCCCUGCCGUUUAAUAAUCCCUCCUAAAACCUCUUCGGAAAUUGUAUAAGAGCGGAUUAAGGUGUUUUUACUGCUCGUUCUUGCUGAUAAAAAUUGAUUUUUAGCAGAAAUUCUCUGAGAUUUCCUCUACCUGAAUGUCGUUGAUUUAAUUUACAAGCUGCAUGUUCGUUGCUAAUUAAAGCCCGGGGAGAAAGGAAACAUGAAUUUUUGCGAGUGGUCUCCUUUCUGGCACGAUCGCCAUUUCUGAACAUGCGUAAGGAAUCUUCCCCUUUGGUUUAACGAUAUUACUUUUUCGUGUUACUGGAUAUUCACGAGUAAGAUUCGCAGUAAAAGUAGAAUGCGUUGAGUAGCUAUUGAUACGGACAAAAAUAACCAGUUUUCCUUCCUGAUCGUAGCUGUCCGCGUUUGUUACGAUCGGCGAUAUCGAUUUGAAUGUAUGUGAUUUUAGAAUCCAAAG
This is a messenger RNA of Orbicella faveolata, 2827 nucleotides long. RefSeq lists its product as uncharacterized. The record is from RefSeq and is a predicted model, not a curated record. Lineage: Eukaryota; Metazoa; Cnidaria; Anthozoa; Scleractinia; Merulinidae.